Messenger RNA from Alternaria infectoria, 1611 nucleotides. RefSeq lists its product as uncharacterized. The coding region runs from base 1 to 1611 and encodes 536 amino acids. The transcript is spliced from 2 exons. Gene Ontology annotation, cellular component: cytoplasm. Gene Ontology annotation, molecular function: inositol-3-phosphate synthase activity. NCBI's taxonomy places the organism in Eukaryota, Fungi, Ascomycota, Dothideomycetes, Pleosporales, Pleosporaceae. Gene Ontology annotation, biological process: inositol biosynthetic process; phospholipid biosynthetic process. The record is from RefSeq and is a predicted model, not a curated record.
AUGGCACCACACGCAGAAGAGGCCGUCGGUCACGCGAAUGGGUUCGAAGCGAAGGCAACUCCCAAGGAUCUCUUUGUCGUCAGCUCUCCUAACGUAGAAUACACCGAGGAUACUAUCAAGUCAAAGUACACUUACCGUACCACCGACGUUACCAAGAACGACGACGGCAAGUAUGUAGCUAUCCCCAAGGAGACGCUCUACGACUUCAAGGUCGACCGCAAGAUCCCCAAGACUGGUGUUAUGCUGGUUGGCUGGGGCGGCAACAACGGUACUACGGUCACGGCCGGCAUCAUCGCGAACAAGCGUAACCUCGUUUGGGAGACCAAGGAGGGCAAGCGUGGCGCUAACUACUAUGGUUCGGUCAUCAUGGGAUCAACCACCAAGCUCGGUGUCGACAGCAAGACUGGUCAAGAGAUUCACAUCCCAUUCCAUGACCUCCUGCCUAUGGUCCACCCCAACGACCUCGUCGUUGGCGGAUGGGACAUCAGCGGGAUGAACCUCGCUGAGGCCAUGGACCGCGCCAAGGUUCUGUCACCGUCCCUCAAGUCUCUUGUUCGCAAGGAGAUGAGCGCCAUGAAGCCUCUUCCUAGCAUCUACUACCCGGACUUCAUUGCUGCCAACCAGGAGGAACGUGCCGACAAUGUUCUCGAAGGUACCAAGGCUUCCAAUGCCCAUGUUGAGCAGAUCCGCAAGGACAUCCGUGACUUCAAGUCUGCCAACGGUCUCGACAAGGUCAUUGUGCAGUGGACUGCUAACACUGAGCGCUAUGCCGACAUCGUCGAGGGCGUCAACGACACGGCGGACAACCUGCUCAAAGCGAUCGAAUCUGGUCACGAAGAGGUUUCCCCGUCGACUGUCUUUGCUGUGGCUUCCAUUCUUGAGGGUGUUCCCUUCAUCAACGGUUCCCCUCAGAACACGUUCGUUCCUGGUGCUAUCCAGCUCGCCGAGAAGCACAACGCCUUCAUUGGCGGUGACGACUUCAAGUCGGGUCAGACCAAGAUGAAGUCGGCCCUCGUCGACUUCAUGAUCAGCGCCGGUAUUAAGCUCACCUCGAUUGCCUCCUACAACCACUUGGGCAACAACGACGGCAUGAACCUCAGCUCUCAGAAGCAGUUCCGCUCCAAGGAGAUCUCCAAGUCCAACGUCGUCGAUGACAUGGUCGCUGCCAAUAACGUUCUGUACAAGGAAGGCGAACACCCCGACCACUGCGUCGUCAUCAAGUACAUGCCUGCUGUUGGAGACGACAAGCGCGCUCUUGACGAGUACUACGCGGAGAUCUUCCUCGACGGCCACCAGACCAUCAGCUUGUUCAACGUUUGCGAGGACUCUCUCCUGGCUUCGCCUCUGAUUAUCGAUUUAGUUCUGGUCGCUGAGAUGAUGACCCGUGUCCAGUGGAAGGCCCACACUGCCGAAGGCAGCGAUGGCAAGUUCAACAACUUCCACAGCGUGCUCAGUGUCCUCAGCUACAUGCUCAAGGCUCCUCUCACUCCUCCUGGCACCCCUGUUGUCAAUGCUCUUGCCAAGCAGCGUGCGGCUCUCACCAACAUCUUCCGCGCCUGCGUCGGACUUGAGCCAGAGAACGACAUGACCUUGGAGCACAAGCUCUUUUAG